This is a messenger RNA of Oikopleura dioica, 843 nucleotides long. NCBI's taxonomy places the organism in Eukaryota, Metazoa, Chordata, Appendicularia, Copelata, Oikopleuridae. The record is from the annotation of a GenBank genome assembly.
AUGUUGAAAUUUAACAGACCAUCAAGUGCACCGAGCUCGAGGAAGCAGCAGACGAGGUCGAAGAGUAAUGAGAGAAAUAGAAAAGCACUCAGAACAGAAUUGGAAAAAUUGUCAGUCGAUCAUUUCAACGCGCUUUCACUUUCAAAGCCAAAGAAAAACGUCACCUGCCGUCCAGUUUCGGCAAAAGGACGAAUCUCCUUCCGGCCCGAAGUGGUCACCUCCGACGAUGGCUUCGAAGAAGAACUGAGCUGGCCCGAGCUGCCAGACCUCUGCGGCCUGUGCAACAAACUCGUCAUGGCGGCGACGAAAUGCACCGUGCUCAACGAGAGCUUUCACAAGAGCUGCUUGAACUGUGCCGACUGUGGCGAAAGUUUAUUGAGAAAUGAUUUCAAACGAGGAGAAGACAAACAGUUCUACUGCCAGCAAUGUCAUCUUUCCCGAUUUGCCAAAAAAUGCACAAAAUGCGAAAAGCCACUGAUAGGAAUGGCCUUGAAUGUCAACUCGGAACUGUAUCAUCCAAACUGCUUCAAAUGCGAUUCCUGCGACACUUUCCUUUACCACCAGAAGUACAGACAUCAAGGAGGAAUAUUUUACUGCAUUGGCUGCUAUGAAGAAAAUGUUCUGUCAACCUGCUGGUACUGUUCCGACAAAAUAAGAGCAAAUUCUUACGAUGGACUCAUUGAAGAAGUGAUUCUAGGGAAUCGCCAUUUUCACCGCAGAUGCUUCUCGUGCCAUGAAUGUGGGAACAACUUAUCGGACCCGAGCGCGGGCGGAUGCUUCGAACUUCAACAAUUCAUUUUCUGUAAAUCUUGCUUUCUCAAAACUGAUGAUAUUCCAUGUUAA